Messenger RNA from Prorocentrum cordatum, 1376 nucleotides. The record is from the annotation of a GenBank genome assembly. Lineage: Eukaryota; Dinophyceae; Prorocentrales; Prorocentraceae.
UCGGCUCGAGCCCGCUUCGUAGCCCAUCCAGACGCUUAGCGGCAGGACGGGCGCCAGCGGCAAUGGCCCUGGGCGACGUGACCAACACCAGGCUAGAGCUCCCCCCGCGCUACCGCCAGUGUGCUGUGGACGAAGAGGUCCGCGGCCUGGAGAACGAAGUGCCCGCAGAGGCUCUGACCGCGCUCAAGUUCGCGGAGCAGCCCUGCGACGUCUAUUGCGACCCUGCACCCAAGGCGCCCAGUCCGCGGGUGGCCCAUCACCAGCUUGUGUCCGCCUGCGCGUCUGACCUCCAGGAGCUCUGGAUGCGCUCGGCGGAUGAGCACAGCGAAGGCAUGCAGUGCGCGCUGCAGAAGUUCAGCCGCGUGGGGCACCCGCGCCUCGCGACCGCCCUGAUGACCCCGCCGAGGGCCCCGCCGCCGCCGCUGGGCGAGGAGUGGGCGCAGCACGGCGGGCAUUUCGCCUCAGCGCUUGCCACGGAGUUGCAGCGCUACGCGGGCGCGCCGAUGGGCGCGAUGGACAUGGAGUUGCGGGUGGACGCGUCCUUGCAGGACUCCGCCCUGGACGCGCUGCACGCCAUGGCCCAGCAGUCCGCCCGCCACGCCCCGCGCUCCGGGGCGGCCGUGCGCGCGGCGAUCGGCGAGCAGGAACGAGAGCAGAUCGUGCUGUGGCUGCUGCAGGUGGGGCUGGCUUGCGGGCUCUUGGACGAGGCCGUCCUCGCCGCGGUUCAGAUACUCGACCGCUACUGCGCGCGGCUGGAGGGCCCCGUGCCGCCCGGCUCGCUGCACCUCGUCGUGACGGCGAUCCUCAGCCUGGCCCUGAAGGUGGCGGGCCACGCCGAGGAGGGCAACAAGGUCCGCAGGCACAGGGAUCUGCUGACCGACCUAGGCCGUGGCCAGUUCACCGUCGAGGAGGUCUUCGCUACGGAGACAGUAGUGCUCCGUGCUCUCUCCUACAACAUAUCGGUGCCGACGAGCCUGGACUUCGCGCAGGCGUUCUUGGUACCGUUCUCCACGCCGGGCCAGCCAGAGGGCCAGUCGCCAGUCACCUGCCUCGCCAAGUUCCUGCUGCAGCUCUCGCUGUCCGACCCGGCCCUGCAGUACAGGUACCCUCAGGCUAUCCUGGCGGCCGGCGCCGUCUACGUGGCCCUUUGGUGCACCAAGGCGCAGCCCACCCGCGUGGCUGGACUCCUUGGCGACCUGGGUGCCGCCAUGGGCCACGCGGCGUAGCCGGCGCCGCACCCCGGGGGCGGAGCCGCGCGGCCUCUCCGAGCGGCGGCGGCGUCUGCACCGAGGGGGCGCCGGACCUCCGCGCGGCGCCGCGGGGGGGGCGCCCCGCCGGCGGCGGCGGCCGUGGGCGGCCAGUCCCGGCGAAGUCCU